Messenger RNA from Osmia bicornis bicornis, 6456 nucleotides. RefSeq lists its product as uncharacterized. The transcript is spliced from 14 exons. The record is from RefSeq and is a predicted model, not a curated record. Bases 579 to 2312 code for a protein of 577 amino acids. NCBI's taxonomy places the organism in Eukaryota, Metazoa, Arthropoda, Insecta, Hymenoptera, Megachilidae.
GCGAUUCAAUCCUCGUCGCUUCGAGUCGCGUCGGUGUACCGGCGAGAUGUAACGCGACUGACAACUCCACGGGAGAGAUCGUAAACCCUGUAAUCGUGACGUUUGUAACUGGUCCGACCGAUCGGGGAAUAAAAUAGCCGCGGUAUACGCGGACCCGUCCUGGUGAUCGCGAAGGUGUGGUGUGUGUUGCAACGGAUCGUUUCUUGUUUUUCUUUUUUACAUCUUUCUUUCCCUCCUGUUUUCCCUUGGUGACCAGGACAUCGAUCCCACGGUGCUGUCUGCAACGUGUCAAGGACACCCGGUCUACGACUCGGACUCGUCCGCCUCGAGGACGAGAUGGUAUGGAUCGUUGUACCUUACAAUUAUCUGCCAGGAAAGGAAGGAGGCUUCGAAAUAUAAAGAACCAAUGAGCGUCGACCUCAUCAUAACACCAUUCCGAAACGAAAACAUUUUCACCUGGACGACAAACUAACCAGUAGGCAAAAACAAUUUGCCAUAUCGAGUGUACAAUGCGGUGAUUCCAGGGAGGGCAGGACAUCUCGAUAGAAUCACAGUGCACUCAUAAAAGUGAUCCGAAGAUGAAGUGGCCAUUAGUGCUGACUUGCUUUCUGCUGCCGCAUUCGUGCAUCCUCGGCGCAUCGCAUGCCGGCUGUGAGUUUCCGGCGCAAUGGAACGGCCACUGGUUUCAAUCGGGGAAUCAGGGGUUGGUGACAGUGAACGGAUCCAUGAUGACCAGCAAGGGCCGCUGCAUCGAGACCAAAGACGACAAGUUCCUCAUUCAUGACACAGAGGUCAAGUGCUAUCGAUGCAUCGUGAUGCACAUGAAGCAUCCGAAUGUUCUUCAAUAUAAAGAGACUUAUUGCACGAUCGAGUCGCCAAAGCCGAGUCUGCCCUCGAUGUGCAGCGAGCUGACCAGCGACGCGAUUCUUAUUUCACUGUUUCGCACGGGCGCAGCCCCGAUGCCCUGUCCCUUCAAGGGACCCUUGGAAUUCACCUACAGCCACGGCGAGGGGGAAUGUAAUUCACCACUGUCCACUGCUGAAACCUGCACCCAAGAGUCGCGAUUGCUCCUUCGUUACCAGGCCUGCGCCAACGUUCUGUCUUCUGAAAGCGUUGACGUGGAGCUAGAGUGUCUUGCCACGUGGAAAGAGGGCAGCACGCACAAUUUAGUAGCACGGCUGCACAGCGCGCGAAAGACCAACGACGAGGACAGCUACAGAUGCUUUAUUUACGAACAAACUUCGAACAACUCGUGGAAUUUGGCGCAGAGCGCUGACGCCUCUUGCACAGGAUUGAUCAGCGUCAAGGAGGCUGCCAAGACCUUUAAAAUGAAACAGAAAAAUUCACCGAAUCGUUGCACUUAUCCCUCCUGGGUGGUGGCAAACAAGUCAUGGGUGGCCCUGGAUCCAAUAACGUCGCGACUGCAGGCAUCGCCUUACAACUUGACGAUCCUUGAUCGAAAGGAGACACGUCUGGUCUGUCAUUCCGUGGUUUCCAUCCACGAUCGUCAUUAUCAUCAUCCCUUCAAUCCUGACAAAGAGAUGCAGGUGCAGUACGUGGCCAAAGCUACCCUCGAUUGCACCAAUGGCUACGUGUGCCUGAUGUUCCACCGAAGGGACGACCAUGUAAUAGAGAUGCAGCUGUCGGAAUGGAGCCAACAACCUGACGACGUGUGCAACUCCAGUACGUUCAACUCCCACUCGACGCCGUACACGACGUUCAUUGCAACAGAUCCGAUGACAAAGCAGUGUCCCAACCUGGGUCGCUACGAGAUUGUCUCCGUGCUUCAUUCGCAUGCCGGUGAGAACCCCGAAGAGAUACUGGGCGUGGAGGGUGAACCGAACAUGGCAAACGCCGCCGAAGUGCAAGACGUCAGGGUCACAUCGACACCGUAUCCGGGACGAUGUCGGUACGGAAGUGUUCGCCGACUGGAUAUCGGUUGCAAGACACCGGAUCGCAUGGAGUUUGCCACGUCCUGCAGCGACGAGUCACCCUCGGAAUACUGGUGUCACGGAACUUGGAUCGAAAACGACACGGCAUACUUGGUCGCUAGUACGGACGUGGGACGAUAUUGUCUCGUUUACAGUGCAUCCGCCGCGGCGACAGGAAGCCGUGAACUCUCAGUGACGGGUCAUCUUGCUUCCUGUCCGAGGCCCUCUCAUCGUCAUCUAGUAUCGUGGCAGGUCAACCUCACGUCGUACGCGCAAUGUGGCGACAUCUCGACGGCCACAUCGUGGACCUUCCGGAUCUCCGCUUCUGUGUACGUUCUGCUGGUUCUCGGCAUCAUCUUCGGCAGAUAUAUCGCGAGGUGAUACCAUUGAGUGGAGGAAACAGGCCAAACAGAAACGGCCGUGUAGUCAGCUACACAGAACGACAAGCCCAACAACUACAACAAAUCUCUAUAUAAAUAAACAAAACGAAAAUAUAUAAAUAUAUAUAUAAAUAUAAAUACAAGAAAAAAAAUUAUAUAUAUAUUAAACAGAACGAUUUAAUGGAAGGUGCCGAGAUCGAGGGAGAAAGUAACCUAAUAAUCAAGCUUAGUGGAUAAGUGAUCGUGGCUGCAAACUGUGCUGAGAGGAGGGUUGAGCUACUUGGAAGAUUUUCAUCGACGCUGCGAAUAUGGCGGACACCUGAACGAUCAGCUGUAUAUAAGCUAGGAAUUCGUUUAGAAGAAAAUGAUAAACUUUACUGGAAAGAUUGAAAUAGGACCCACACCCUUCUCCAGGUGUGUAUUACAUUCUGCAUGGGUGCUUUGGGUGCUGGGACCUAGGUGUUUGGUGAUGGGCGGAUCGCUGUGAGCAUGUAGAUAGGUUUUCAAAGUGUUCUUUUCAAAUAUAUUUGAUUUUCUCAUCAGGAUGUACUGGUGAUGCAAGUUACCUGUCUCUGUGUGAUAUAUGAUUAUUCAAUUGUCAGAGUACCAGUAAAGCUUUCAUGAUUUAUGUGGUGGGGAAUUAUCUGUAAUCAAUUUAUUUCACAGAAUUAUUUAUAGUGGUAUUGAAAGUGUGAUAUAACGUAACUUCUCAACUGCUUCAAAGAAACCUAGAAUGUUGAACUAUCUUCCAUAAGUCGAUACCCUGAAUGUGAUCUAAUGAAUGAAUAUUUCUAAUUAAACCAAAUUAAUUUUCCUUCGCCACAAACACAUCAGAUACAUCGAACGAAGGAGGAAACAGUAGGAGAGCAAGAAAGAAGAAGAAAUAACAAAACAAAACAAAAAUAAGGGUGCUGGGGCCAAUAUCGUGUGCGUCGAACGAUGACUGUAUAUCCCAGUGAGUGAGAAUGAGUGAGUGGGAGAGAAAGGGAAUCAAGAUGGAAGACGUGCAAAAGUAAAUGAAACCCAGAAAAGAAGGAAGAUAAAAGCGAAGAGAAGAGAGAAACUUUAUAGUACUUGUUUAGGGUGCUCGACGUCCGCCACAUUCGCAGAGCUGUUUUCCAGGUCGAACGAAACGUGUAUUUACUCGCCAGCCAGGGAAUACUGUUUCGACUGUAAUUAUACACGUUUUAAUUAAAGUUCCGCGGCACGAUCGCGUGGCCGAAGAAAAACACGAGAAUCUUAUCCGUACGUGUAACCUGAUGCCCGUGUGUGUGUGUGUAAAAAAAGGAAAAUAGAAAAAAAGAACGAAAGAGAGGUUAGUGGUGCUGCGCCAUGAGUACCAACAGCUAAAAACGAUUAUUAUUAUUAUUAUAACUAUCAUUGUGCGUGUUGGAACGAGCGUAUAAACGGACUUCUCCCUUCUUCCAUGUCUUCUUUCCUUUUAUUUUUCUUACUGUGCCAUUUUUUCACUUUGAAAAUGGACUUCGACGUUAGCUUGUAAGGACUGUACAUUAACACCUUGCCCAUUGUUCUGAUAACCUGAAAUGGUGGUUGUGCCAUAUCAAUUUGGAGGUUAAGAUUCGUUCAAUAUGGCUUUAUUAACUGAAAAAGGAAAUAUGAAAACGGGCCAGGUUUAAUUAUGCUAAAAUUUUAUUCUUUUAAUUAUUAUGGUAUUCAAUUAAUAACCAAAAAAUAUGAGGAAUGUUAAUGACCUCAGGUUGGUAAGGUGUUAAAUGCUACCGUGACACUGUUUUAAGGACUGGAAAGAGGAUUUCCUGAUUUAAUCUGAACUACACGAUCCUUGGAAUCCCUUCUUUCGGGUCGACCCCUGAAUUGAAAUUCACCAGACGAGCUCAUUACUUCCUCUUUUAUUUCUGUAGCUUUCUGAAUGAACUACGCUUCAAGGUCGCUUUGUGAUGUUACACAUUGAUUUCAGCGAUACUUUAUUAAUAGAAAAUUAGCUAAUUAAUUUAAAAUUUGAUGAAGUGGCUCAGUGGCUCAAUGAAUCUUAGAUCCUUAAGAUGUGAGUUACUAAUUAUUUAUUUAAUUAAAGUUUCAGAAGUUCACAAGUUUUUAGUCUAUUGUUUGCUUUAACAUAUAUUUAUUCCGUCUAGUCGGUUCGGUCAUCCACUUUGAAAUACACUUCAGCUGCAGUCCCGUCGGUUCGGUCGGUUCCAUCGAAAUAUCCACAAGUUUGGUUAGUUUUGGGUUAGGAUUGAGUUAAAUUUAGGUUAAGCUUGGCCCAAUAGCGUCGAGAAUCUGUUAUAUAGGAGAACCUCUACGUUCUGAACGCAUGAAUUCCCAAAGCUAAGUACCAAGUUUCAUCCCAAUUGACCACCGAAAGAAUAUUCAAUUAACUUGAUAUAAAAUAAGCACGACAUAUCGAGGGAACUCAAUUAAAACGAACAGUCUGUACUGUGAAAACGAAAGCAAAAAAUGAAGAAAAGAGAAAUUGUAUCCAAUUUCUCUGGUAAGAAGCACGAAAGAAAAGAGGAAGGAAAGAGAAGAUUCUUGUUAAAAGUGCAGAUAUUUUUCACGUGUAACUACAUUUAAUUAAGGACUAACGCUGACUAACGAAGAAAGGAGAUAGUACUUGGUCGCAUAGCUAGUCGAUUUACUAUACAUACUUGGAUAGUUGGGUAUACAUAUUAUAAAUAUGAAAUAUAAAUAUAUAAAUAUAUACAUAUAAAUACACGAGGACAAUUCGAUGUUGGUUACAAGCUUGUACACUAUUAGAUAGAAAGAAAAGAAAAAGGGAACUGUACGUCUGAAAGGGGGAGGUGGGGAUGUGCUAUUAAGUCCAGACUCACUAUGAGUCUAACUCACUCCAUAUCUCAAACUCAAUCUAGAUUAGUGUUCCUAAAAAAAUACCAACCACACUAAUUAAAAAAAAACUUAUUUAAAAUAAUCAGAAACCUUCAAAAAAGUUUAAUAUCUUUUUAAUUUAACAGAAAAAUCUUUUAUUUUGAGAGGUCCUAAAGGUAUCAAAUCAGUCUAAAAUCAUUCUUGUCCAUCCCCAAACACAUACUAGCUAAAAAAAUCCAUACAAUGUUCCAAUUGAUUAAAAAAGAAUCAAAACGUGACUGUCCUAUUCAAUUCUACUUGUCAGACAGAUAACAACAACAGUUCCGAUCCCCUGUUUUUUUCGAAAUGAAGAACGACAACAGCUCCACCUAACUGUAAAUAGUAGAUUUAACGAUUUUCGUGUAGGAUGGAAGGAAAGAUAUGAAACGAAGGAAACAGAAGAAAACGAAGGCGAUAAAAAGUGAAAAUGCAUGAAACACGGUCAAUCGGUUCCACGCGCGUUUUGUCGCAAAUUUUUUCCUGUAAAAAAUCUGAAAGAAUGUGUGCGAGAGAGAGAAAGAAAAGGAUGAGAAUUUGGUUUUAUAUAGAACGCGAGAAUGUAGAUUUCAGGGUAUUUAUAUCGAAGGUUAAAUAGUUAUACAGAUAUGCAAGAAAAAUAUUUAAAUAUAAAUUAUAUUAUAAAUAUGAAUAUAAAUAUGGGAGAAUAUAUAUAUACUAUGUUUUUAUUGUUGUGAAUUUAAUAAAUGAUGGUCGACGUCUUGCAAAAUUAUUGUCGACCUGGAUACGUAUUUCGUGUUCCAUCGAAAAACAUACUUUUCUGAUCCUGUCGUCUUUUGUUUGCUAAUAAAUAUUGAUAAAAAAUACAGAUUUCAAAAUAAAAAGCACACUUUUCCAACUGAACUCUUUUGUAAAAUUGAAUUAUAAAAAUGGGAACUAUGCAAAAUUAUAAAAUUGUCGUGUUUGAUAGUGUGAAAUAUUGUGAAAUUUCAAUAUUUUGAAAAAAGUAACAAUGGUUCUUUGAAAAGCACGUUCGAUGAAAUAAUGACGAAGAGCGACAGAAACGUAUCUGUAUUCUUUCGACGAUGUAAAAUAAUGUUUAUAAUCGUAAUGAAAAUUCGAAGGACAGGUAUUUACGAAGGUGGGUGGUGAGUAAAUCAAUUUGCGAACGAAGGUGCACUACAUGCUGUUUUAUUUGAUAUGGUGGUGGGUUUGAUAUGAGAUAUUGAUCGUUUGAAGUUGGAAAGCAUUUGAACUGCCAUUCGCCGAAUACAAACGAAGAUAGAUAUGAUAUUAAUUAAGAAUAAAAUUGAUUUGAAAUUUAUUGAUAUUGGUAAAUAAUG